This is a messenger RNA of Trichechus manatus latirostris (Florida manatee), 2833 nucleotides long. RefSeq names its product secretory carrier membrane protein 1 (gene SCAMP1). The transcript is spliced from 9 exons. The coding region runs from base 472 to 1368 and encodes 298 amino acids. Gene Ontology annotation, cellular component: recycling endosome membrane; trans-Golgi network membrane. The record is from RefSeq and is a predicted model, not a curated record. Gene Ontology annotation, biological process: protein transport. Lineage: Eukaryota; Metazoa; Chordata; Mammalia; Sirenia; Trichechidae.
GGAAGUGGGGUCACUGUGCGUCUUCUUUCUCGCAAAGUACUACCUCCUCCCUAAUCACGCUCGGUCCCAAGGGGUCGAUUUUAACGCGUUGUCAAUACAAUCGAAUCCAGAUAAACGUAUCACCUCUUCAAGACGCCGAACCUCAGUUGGGUCUUUGGGGUGUAGGACCGAUCCCUUCCCCGCUCUCCUCCCGGCUCCCUCCACCAAUGAUCACUACUCGGUCAUAGCCAAACCCCGGAGUGCUGGAUCCCAGCCGGAAAAAACGGGACGGCGAGUGGGAGCGGCGGCACCAUCCCUGAGGCCGCCGCACCGGGCAUGCUCAGUGGCGCGGCCGACUGAGUGGCCCAGCAAGCUGCACCCGGAUCUGCUCGGCGGCGGCAGCAGCGGCGACGUGAGCGCGAAGGGGGGCGGCGGCCUCGCCUCGUCUCUAUCUGCGCCUGGGUCGGGUGGGAGACGCCGAGCGCCAGAGACAUGUCGGAUUUCGACAGUAACCCGUUUGCGGACCCGGAUCUCAACAACCCCUUCAAGGACCCAUCAGUUACACAGGUGACAAGAAAUGUUCCACCAGGACUUGAUGAAUACAAUCCAUUCUCGGAUUCUAGAACACCUCCACCAGGCAAUGUGAAAAUGCCUAAUGUACCUAAUACACAACCAGCAAUAAUGAAACCAACAGAGGAACCUCCAGCUUAUACACAGAUUGCAAAGGAACAUGCCUUGGCCCAAGCAGAACUUCUUAAGCGCCAGGAAGAACUAGAAAGAAAAGCAGCAGAAUUAGAUCGUCGAGAACGAGAAAUGCAAAACCUCAGUCAGCAUGGCAGAAAAAAUAAUUGGCCACCUCUUCCCGGCAAUUUUCCUGUGGGACCUUGUUUCUACCAGGAUUUUUCCGUAGACAUUCCUGUAGAAUUCCAAAAGACAGUAAAAAUUAUGUACUACUUGUGGAUGUUCCACGCUGUAACACUGUUUCUAAAUAUCUUCGGAUGCUUGGCUUGGUUUUGUGUUGAUCCUACAAGAGGGGUUGAUUUUGGAUUGAGUAUCCUGUGGUUCUUGCUUUUUACUCCUUGUUCAUUUGUCUGUUGGUACAGACCACUUUACGGAGCUUUCAGGAGUGACAGUUCAUUCAGAUUCUUUGUAUUCUUCUUCAUCUAUAUUUGUCAGUUUGCUGUACAUGUACUCCAGGCUGCAGGAUUUCAUAAUUGGGGCAAUUGUGGGUGGAUUUCAUCCCUCACUGGUCUCAACAAAAGCAUUCCUGUUGGCGUCCUGAUGAUCAUCAUAGCAGCGCUUUUCACGGCUUCGGCGGUCGUCUCACUGGUCAUGUUUAAAAAGGUACAUAAAUCUUCAGGAUUCGGCUCAUCAAAGGAGGAGUUUUAGAGUUAUGCUUGUUGUGUAUCAAACAUUCAAAAUAAACAUGACUGCUUUCCAAAGAAGAUAGAAUUAUUAAUAUGGAGAUUAUGCAGCAUACUCUGUUAUUUGGAUUUUUUUUUUUUUUUUUAACUUCAUAGUUAAAGAAGUCACCAAUUACAAGUCUCUAAACUUUUCUGGGUCUCAUAUUCCUUAUCUGUGAAGUAAGGAGUUCAGAUGAGAUGAUUUUCUGUAUGAUUUUUGACGUAUAAUAAAUGGAGAUAAUACAAGCUAAAAUAUCAUUUGAGCCAGUCUUCAUAUUUGUAAUGGCAGACAUUUUCCUCGGCUGCUAACUAAAAUGUCAGCAGUUUGAAUCAACCAGCCGCUCCCUGGAAACCCUAUGAGACAGUUGUACUCUGUGCUGUAGGGUCACUAUGAGUCAGAAUCGACUCCACGGCAGCACGUUUGGUUUGGAUUUUAUGAUAGAAAUUAAGAUCCAAUAAAAACACCUGAUUUUUCUUUUUCCUUUUUUAAUUUUCUUUUUGACACUUGUUCAAAACCAGCUGCUUAGAAAAAAUCUUUUGAUGGGUAUGUAGCAGUAGUUUGUAACCACUAGGGGUCAGGCUCUUCAUAAACAGUUGAUGCCCUCUAGAAGUUAUUUGUGAACACUAUUUUGGAUCUAGGAUUGUUGGCUUUUAUUUUGACUCUUCUGUCUCGCCAUCUCCAGACAGAUGUGCUCUAAGGUAUAUAUGUAUUUCAAUUGAAUUAAGUAAAAAUUUUAGAAUUUUAUUGGCUUUCUGAAGCCUUGCAUAAUUGGAGUGGAUAAUCAUUGGUACGUAGAGGGUCCGGUAUGAGCACGAUAGUAUCUUUGUUUCCCCCAUGUCGUUUUAUAAUCAAAAUUAAAAAUAACUGAAGUGUAAGAAUAUAUGUGUCUUGUACCUCUUAAUAGAUAAUGGAAGGGUUCAAUCCUUAUUUUUCACAAAUAUGUAGAUUUCUUAAGUUUUUCUCAGAUUACUUCCAAAUAAGGAGCCCUGGUGGUACAUUGGUUAAGUGCUCAGCUGCUGACUGAAAGGUUGGCAGUUCAAACCCACCAGCCACUCCAUGGGAAGAAAUAGGUGGCAUUCUGUGCCCGUAAAGAUUACAGCCUUGAAAAUGCUAUGGGACAGUUCUGCUCUGUCCUAUAGGGUUGCUAUGAGUUGAAAUUGACUUGGCAGCAGUGAGUUUGGUUUUGGUCUUUUGGUACUUCCAAAUUUUUUUUUAAAAGGCCCUCUUUCUAUAGUAAUCUGUUAGAGUUGAAUAAUGGUUUUGGAAUAAGGGGGAGAUACUGUGAGUUAAAUAACAAUAAAUGAAUGAGUCACAGGAAACUUUAUAUCAGGGGAAUCCAGUUUUUUCCCCUUCUUUUAAUUGGUAUAAGAGUUAGAAUAACUUCAUAUAGAAGAGGUAAAUAGAUAAUGUUGUUGUUGUUAUGUGCCAUUGAGUCGGUUCUGACUCAUAG